Cryptotermes secundus is the source of this 2402-nucleotide messenger RNA. RefSeq names its product acylpyruvase FAHD1, mitochondrial. NCBI's taxonomy places the organism in Eukaryota, Metazoa, Arthropoda, Insecta, Blattodea, Kalotermitidae. The record is from RefSeq and is a predicted model, not a curated record. The coding region runs from base 379 to 1032 and encodes 217 amino acids. Gene Ontology annotation, cellular component: mitochondrion. The transcript has 6 exons. Gene Ontology annotation, molecular function: acetylpyruvate hydrolase activity.
CAGUAACUUUAUGUGAAAGAUGGUUGUCAGUAUUUGUGGGGAUUUGUUGGUGCAUAUCAGAGAGCCUUUAAGUCGAAAAUAGCAUAUUAGACAGCAUCUAACAAUAAUAAAGCCCAAGUUAUUUUCUUGCAUUCAUCAGCUGACCAUCUGUGGCUCCUACUGGAGAUAUUUAUGACAGAAAUCUGAUUUUUAUUAAUCAUGUCCAGCCAUAUUGAAAAGAGGUUAAAACUUACAAUAGCAAGAUCGUGCCACUGAAAUGUAUGUAAUAUUGAUGUAAAGAUGAAGCAGAGAUUUACUUUCACUUACUUUGAACCAGAAGGAACAUUUUGGCUACAUUCCAAUACAGCUUGAUAGAGAAGUUCUGUUUCUAAAUUGAACAUGGCAACUGCAGAGCUUAAGCAUUUUGUGAGGUAUGGAAAGAAAAUUGCUGGUGCAGGAUUAAAUUAUAGAUCUCUUCUGACUGAAAGGAAUCUUCCUUUGCCCAAAGUGCCUGUAAUUUUUUUGAAACCAACUUCAUCAUAUAUUACUGAGGGUCAGUGUAUUGAAAUUCCACAUGGAUUUGUAGUGCAUGAAGAAGUUGAAUUGGGAGUAAUCAUCGGACAGAGAUGUAAGAAUAUCCCUGAAUCACAAAGCCUACAGUAUGUGGGAGGUUAUUGCCUAGCUCUGGACCUAACAGAAGUCAGACUAAUGAAAGAAAUAAGAGAGAAAGGCUUACCAUGGACAUUGGGCAAGGGAUUUGACACAGCGUGCCCAGUAAGUCGGUUUGUUAGCUGUGAAGAGAUAAAGGAUCCUAAUAAUGUACAAAUUUGGUGUAAAGUAAAUGGUGAAAUGCGACAAAAUGAAACCACUUCAGAUAUGGUUUUCCCCAUUGAAUCACUUAUCAGUCAUAUAUCUCAAUAUAUGACUCUGGAACCUGGUGACCUCAUUCUCACUGGAUCACCUGCUGGUGUUGGCCCCAUUGGACCUGGACAUGUUAUAGAAGCAGGAAUUGGGGAUGAUUUAUCAAUGUUAUUUCCAGUUAGGGCUCUUUAGUGUUCAGCUAAUCUAAAAUAUAGUACUUGAGCAUUAUUUUAUGUUGUUAUGAAUCAGUGUACAUAUAUGUACCAACACACACAACCUUAUGUAUGAUUAUUAGAAAUGAUAUACAAUAUCUUAGUAUUAGUAGCUACAUUUCAUAAACUUAAAGGCCAUUAUCAGGCUCUACAUACGUAUUUUAAUGAAACCACUGUUAGACGUAGUGAAACAUCAAUGCAUACAAAUGAAUUUGACUAACAUGAUAUUAUGAUAGCCAACCAGAUGUUCACAACAGUAGAUAACAUGAGACACUGCAUGAAGUGCAACAUAUGGGCAAAUAGACCCCGGAACUACUACCUUGGCAUAUGAACCAGGUGCAGUAAUGGUGACUAGUAUCAGCAAUUUUAUAAUUCUCUAAUUCUACACACAAGUUUUAAAUUUUAAAUUUAAGUCCAGUACAAAACAUACCAAUAUAUUGGUCAAUAUUAACAACUUUAAGCAUCUAAUAGCAGUUUCAUUUACUUACUUACUCAUGGAACUGAGCCCUUCUGAAGGAGCCGCCAAUUGUGCAGCUACUCAAUUUCCCAGCAUUUUAUGGAACCCGAAGGUUCAUUACUAUGUUCACGAGAGCCCUCCACUGGUCCCUAAGCAGUUUCAUUAGAAUACAUAUAUUGUGCCCUGAUGAUGGGCUUCAGGGUCAAAAAAUAUAUGUGCUGGUAUUAAGAUGUUUAUAAUUUGUAAUACCUGUAUACAAGUUCAUGAUUAUAUAUAUAUACUGUCAUGUGUUAGUGACUGAACAUGGGAUUGGGGUUGGUAAUUGGAAUUUAUUCAACUCAUAACUUGUCAUAAAAGCUAACUACAAUAGUUUCAUGGAUCUACACCCUCUACAGAUCACUGUACUGCAGGACAUAUAAUGCUUUCUACAUCUUCCCCAAUCAUUGCCUCGUAACGGCUGCUAACAGUGUAGAUUGCUCCUCUUAGAUACUCAAAUCCUUACUGGCUGGUGACUGUCUCACAAUUAACUCAUGGUGAUAACUAACUCUCAACUGACUACUAACUGGCUGGUGUCCUUGUAUAGCCUCAGCAUGGACCACAUAGAAAAUACAGCUUCAGAUCUUGCGUGAGUAUUGAGCCGUUACCUAGCAGCAAAUGAUAUCUUCUGGCUCCAUUAUUCUGGCUUCAAUUUAUCUACAGAAUUUGAAAUGUAACUUGCCUACAAAAACACAUCAUAGACAUCUACUUCUUGGAACAUAUUAUCUUCACAAUUAUAAUGGACUUAACAAUGAUACAUCAGACAAUAUUAGUAUAGUGAGCUGUAUGGAAAUGAAGUGUAUACCUUGUAAAUAAAAUAUAAAAUGACAGUAAAGAAUUUACAUAUGUAAAAUGGA